Molecule: messenger RNA, 1284 nt
Organism: Oryctolagus cuniculus (rabbit)
Lineage: Eukaryota; Metazoa; Chordata; Mammalia; Lagomorpha; Leporidae
Gene: ZGLP1
Product: zinc finger GATA like protein 1
Biological process (GO): spermatogenesis; regulation of transcription by RNA polymerase II; oocyte development
Cellular component (GO): nucleus
Molecular function (GO): zinc ion binding; sequence-specific DNA binding
Source: RefSeq, a predicted model, not a curated record
CGGGUCGCCCUUGGUCCCGAGCCGUGCCGGCGAAGGGAGCUGCGAGGAGGCAGAGCCGGGGGCGAGGGGCGCCCCAUGCCGCCCCGCUCAGCCCCGAGCCGGGUGAGGCUUCCCGCUAGGAGCGGGCCCCGCUGCGCCCCGCGCUCCCAGGUGCGGCCCAUCCUCCUGGAGCCGGCCCGGGGGCGGGGCGGGGCGCGGCGCCGUCGAGGAGGGGGGCUGGGCUGAGCGGGGCUGGGGCGCCAUGGAGGCCAAGCCAGCCACGGGCUUCGUGCUGCGGGAGCUGCUGGCGCCGGGCUGUCUGGACCCCAAGCCCACCCCGGGACCCCCCGCGGGGCACGAGCCGAUGACGCCCGCAUGCCUCGGACCCAGGAGCAGGUUACACUUCUGGCGCGUUUGCAAAGACCCGGUCAGCGCCCUGCGCGUCUUCCGCGAGAGACCACCGAGGCUCCCCCGGCCCCCUGGCGGGCACGCGCAGGCCCUGGGGCCCGGCUGGGAGCCAAUGGCCCUGGGGACAGAGGACCCCCUGCCUCUGGCCAGGGCAGCCGAGGCAAUCCAGGGCAGCGCAUCUGCCUGCAGGCAGAAGUGCCUCAGCCUGGAGCCCCCGAGGGCGCCCCCCGCCCCGCCCCAGAGGCGGCCCCGGAAGCAGCCAGAGCCACGGAGGGGCAUGGAGAAAGCGGACCCUCAGUUCCAAGGGGUGACCUUGAACUUUGCGAUAAAGCCAGAUGCCAGCCUGCAGAUCACGCCCAGCUACAGCCCGGCCCAUGGCAGCAGCCGCCGCCGCACCCAGGAGCCCCCACCAGGCCCCGCCGGGGGUCCUGAAGCCAACCCCCCGGGAGGCAGCGAGAUGCUGGGGCCGCGGCGCUGCGCUUCCUGUCGGACCCAGAGGACCCCGCUCUGGAGAGAUGCGGAGGACGGCACCCCACUCUGCAAUGCCUGUGGUAUCAGGUACAAGAAAUACGGCACCCGCUGCUCCCGCUGCUGGCUGGUGCCCAGGAAAAGCGUGCAGCCCAGAAGGCUGUGUGGCAGGUGUGGGGUGUCCCAGGGGUCCCGCCAGGGCCCUGCUCAGGACGCAUAGGCCAGCCCUCCCCCCACGGAGCCUCUGGUGGGGCGAGUGAGGAGAGCACCCGCCCGCCUCGUGCCUGGCAGGUCCCCUUCAGGGGUCCCGGGUGGGUGCUGCGGGCCCCUCGUCGCGGCCGGCUCGUCCGAGCCCCUCAGGAGCCGCCGUGGGCCACGGCGCUCGUGUUGUACUGAGCAGCGACAAUAAAGCAGACAGAGCCAUUCCCA